Molecule: messenger RNA, 4269 nt
Organism: Fonsecaea multimorphosa CBS 102226
Lineage: Eukaryota; Fungi; Ascomycota; Eurotiomycetes; Chaetothyriales; Herpotrichiellaceae
Exons: 3
Coding region: 1-4269 (1422 amino acids)
Biological process (GO): positive regulation of transcription elongation by RNA polymerase II; mRNA transcription by RNA polymerase II; nucleosome organization
Cellular component (GO): transcription elongation factor complex
Molecular function (GO): nucleosome binding; histone binding; DNA binding
Source: RefSeq, a predicted model, not a curated record
AUGGAUCUCAUCGAUGAUCGCGCAGUUCUUGAUGACGAAGAGGAGGACGAAUCCUUUGAUGAAGAAACUGGUGAAGUGAGAACAAAGUCAAAUGGCGCGAACGGCCGCUUUGACGAUUCCUCAGAAGAAGACGAGGAGGAUGAAGAUGAGGAGGCUGCGGCGGAGGUGGCCAAAGGCUUCAUUGUUGAUGAGGAUGAAGAAGAUGAAGAAACCCGCCGAGAACGAAGACGAGAACGGAAGAAGCGCCGCCGCGAAGAGCGUGAAGACGAAGACCUCGAUGAAGAAGAUUUGGAGCUCAUCGGGAUGAAACCCAACGAGGAGAAGAGCGAAUCAAAGUUCAAGAGACUCAAGCGGGGACCCCGCGAAGACCGUGAAGCGCAACAACAUUAUGGCGUGAAUGAUAUCUUUGGCCAUUCAGACGAGGAAGAGGAGGCAGCCGAUUACAGUCGGCGAAGUCGCCAGGACCGACGAGGGCUGCAGGACGAGUUUGACGACUUCAUCGAAGAGGACAUCUUCUCGGAUGAAGAGCAGCAACGGCAACGUGAAGACGAAGAAGUGGCCCGACACAAUCGCCGGGGUAUCGCGGAGCUGGGUAUCGCAGAUGCAGCUGGCCUUGACGAGCAGGCUCUGGAAGAUUUCCGCGCAGCCUUCGGUGAUGGAACAGACUACGACUUUGCUCUAGAAAAGGAAGAAGAGGCAGAAGACGAAGAGGCACAAAAAGACAAGAAUCUUCAUCUGAGAGACGUCUUCGAGCCUUCGCAGCUGGCUGAGAAACUUCUCACCGACGAGGAUAACGAAAUUCGAUUCACCGACAUACCCGAACGUCUCCAACUGGCCAGGAGACCGUACCGCGACCUUGAACUUACUGAAGACGAAGUCAAAGAGGAAGCAGUGUGGAUAGCCAAUCUGAUCCUACCUUCCAAAGGGCACGAUGAGCUUCACGAAGAGCCGUUCAGACGGGCUGUCGCAGAUAAUUUGGAUUUGAUGACUCGGCAGGAUUUCGAGCCCCCAUUUAUCUACAUGCACCGAAAGGAUUAUCUGCUGUAUCCUCAGACCAAGGUGGUCGGUGUGAACGAAGAUGGGACUCCAAAGGUCAUCGACGACACUGUCAAGCUCCUAAAUCAGAAAGACCUGUGGCGUAUAUUGGAACUCGAUCUCAAAUAUCGAGCCCUGAUCGAGAGGAAAAGAGCGCUUCAGAAGACAUACGAAGAUCUGAAAUCGACCAAUGUGUCUGAGGACCUGACCUUCGAACAACUCCUCCCCCGGGCUGCUUCGAUGGAAGAUCUUCAAGAUUUGCAGGAUUAUCUCUAUUUCGAGUACGCCUCACAGCUCAAAGAUUUGGCCCUGACCUCGAAUGGAGAGAGCAAUGGUGUGAAUAUGUCCCAGAAGAAAGCAUCGACGAGAAGUGUUUACGAGGAGAUUCGUGCCUCGAAGGCGUUCGGUCUCGUUCGUGCCUUUGGCAUAACUGCGGACGCAUUUGCACGAAACGCCACCAGAGAAGGUGUCCGAACGUACACAGAAGAUCCCUCUGACAGCCCUGAGAACCUUGCUGAUACGAUGGUCGACGAAGAAUUCCCUACUGGCGCCAGAGUGCUCAAGGCAGCGAAGGCGAUGUUUAUCGAACAACUGACCACGAGCCCACGGUUCCGACGUCUCAUCAGAGAGAGAAUCUUUCCUCAGGGCGUGAUUGACUGUCAUCGUACCGAAAAGGGCCUUCGCAAGAUCGAUGAACAACAUCCUUAUUACGAGUUCAAAUAUCUCCGGAAUCAGAAGUGCAUCUAUUUUAGUGAACGACCUGACCUGUUCCUCAAGAUGCUUAAAGCCGAGGAAGAAGGCUUGAUCGAGAUUCGAGUUCGACUACCAGGAUUGGAUUCUUUUAAGAAGGAUCUACACAAGCACAUUGAAACGGACAAUUACUCUACCGUGGCAGAUGCAUGGAAUCAGGAGCGUCGUGAAGCCGUAUCUAUUACCGUCGACAAGAUCAUGAAACUGAUGGCCCGAUCGGUCAAAGAAAACCUCAAGGAACAGUGCGAGGCAACCAUUGGGAAUGAAUGCCGCGACGAGUUCUAUGUGAAGCUUGAUCAGGCUCCCUGGAAACCCAGGGGCCUAGCCAAAGGUACUACUCCGCGGGUUUUGGCCAUGACUAACGGCGGCGGAGCAAUUGGUCGCGACCCCGUCUACUGGGCUUAUGUCAGUGACGAGGGUAGAGUUCUCGAACACGGUCAGUAUAGGGACCUUGGCCCUGGUAAUCGAGAACGUGGCAUCUCUGAUGGCAAAGAUGUGGAAGCGCUAUUGGAAGUCAUUCGAAGGAGGGAGCCCGAAGUUAUCGCAGUCUCGGGAUGGUGUCCUGAUACUCGCAAACUUCUAGCAAACUUGACCACCUUGGUCAGCAACCAUGACCUUCGUGGCGCGACAUACACGGAUGACGACGAUCAAGAUCGAAGCGACCUUUUGGACGUCAUUCUGGUUAACGACGAAGUGGCGCGGAUGUCAAAGUCGGGCGAUCGCAUGAAAGCCGACAACCCCGGUGUUCCUGAAAUGGCCCUCUACUGUGUUGGACUAGCAAGAUACAUGCAAUCACCCCUGAAGGAGUAUGCCGCUCUGGGCCGGGACAUUGUGUCCAUCAACUUCAACGCAGCCCAGAACUUGUUGCCGCAAGACAAACUUCUGAAGAAACUCGAAACUGCUCUUGUGGACACGGUGACCAUGACAGGCGUGAACAUCAAUGAGGCCGUGACUGAUCCUGGGCUGGCAAAUCUGCUUCCCUACGUGGCCGGUCUUGGACCUCGAAAGGCCUCGCACCUGGUCAAAGUUAUCAACCUCAACAAUGGCUUUGUCACGACUCGCGAGGAUUUGCUGGGCCUCAACGACAAACAUCAGGCCAUGGGGCCUAAAGUGUGGGCCAAUGCGGCAUCUUUUCUGUACAUCGACUUUGAGAUGUCGGACCCGGACUCUGAGUAUCUGGACAACACGCGCAUACAUCCCGAAGAUUAUGAUAUUGCUCGAAAGAUGGCGGCUGAUGCUCUUGAACUCGACGAAGAAGAUAUCGAGGCCGAGAGACAGGAGGGAGGGUCGGGAGCGAUCGUGCGCCGAUUGAUUCGAGAAGAGGCACAGGAACGAGUUCAUGACCUGGUUCUUGAAGAAUAUGCUGCACAGUUGGAACAGAACCUCAACUCCAAAAAGCGCAGCACACUAGAGAAUAUCACCGCUGAACUCAAUGAUCCCUACGAAGAACUGAGGAAUCCGUUCCGGGUCAACCUAGGGGAGUCCGAGGUCUUCACGAUGCUCACCGGCGAGACGAGGGAAUCGUUGCAGAGAGGCAUGAAUGUUCCCAUGACGCUGAAGAGAGUGACAGAUGACCACAUGGAGGGCAAACUCGAAUGCGGGUUGGACGCUGUGGUUGAGGACCGGCAAUGGGCAGAGCCUGCGUUGUCCCCGAAGCAGCUGUACAACAUUCACCAGACUAUUCAAGCUCACAUCACGUCAAUCAAUCGCAAAGACUUUAUAGUCACUGUGAGUUUGAGAGACGAGCAGUUGAAGAAACCAUUCAGGAGGUACAAUCACAACGAUCGGAGCUACGACGAGUGGGAUGAGCGCGAAGAGGUUGCAGAUAAGAAGCUGCUAGAGGAGAAGACGGACCUGGGCAACCGAGUCACCCGAGUGAUAAAGCAUCCUCUUUUCCGGCCAUUCAACGCGAAGCAAGCGGAAGAGUAUCUGGGCAGCCAGAAUCGUGGCGACGUUGUGAUUCGGCCGUCAUCCAAAGGGAACGAUCAUCUUGCGGUGACCUGGAAGGUUGCUGACGGUAUAUUCCAACACAUCGACGUCCUGGAACUUGACAAAGAGAACGAGUUCUCCCUGGGAAGGACUUUGAGGAUCGGUGGACGAUACAACUAUUCAGACUUGGAUGAGCUGAUUGUGCUGCAUGUCAAGGCCAUGGCUCGCAAAGUGGACGAGAUGUGCAACAACGAGAAAUUCCAGAACAAGUCCAAGGCUGCUUUAGAGGAAUGGCUGACCACCUAUACCAAUGCAAACCCCAAACGAUCCAUGUACCAAUUCUGCCUCAAUCGUGAGCGUCCAGGCCAGUUCCAUCUUGUCUUCAAGGCGGGCCAGAAUGCGAAGCUGAUGGACUGGAGCGUGAGGGUUAUUCCACAAGGGUUCGAGUUGAUGAAGCAACCAUAUCCCACAAUGAGGGAUCUGUGCAACGGCUUCAAGCUGAUUUUCCAGAACAUGCAUGAGGCGGCAGCGAUGGGCAGGCCCAUGCGAAGAUAG